Molecule: messenger RNA, 3507 nt
Organism: Sugiyamaella lignohabitans
Lineage: Eukaryota; Fungi; Ascomycota; Dipodascomycetes; Dipodascales; Trichomonascaceae
Exons: 1
Coding region: 1-3507 (1168 amino acids)
Biological process (GO): intracellular protein transport; retrograde transport, endosome to Golgi
Cellular component (GO): Golgi membrane; Ric1-Rgp1 guanyl-nucleotide exchange factor complex; cytosol
Molecular function (GO): protein binding
Source: RefSeq, a predicted model, not a curated record
AUGCUAUGGCCGUCAUCCACGCCGGAUAGGAUAGUACUGCCAAGUCUGGACGGCAAGAAGAUUGCGAAUAGUCUGAAAGAUGACAAUGAGAUCAUUGAUUUGGCAUUACAUGAUGCAAGCUACAUGCUUGUUGUAUUGACUAAGAGGGCGAUAUAUGUGUAUCGACUUAAGCCUCUAUGUCCCGUGCUGGUAUAUGCUCGGUCGGAGCAUUCAAUUAAGACAUAUGGAGAGAAUGUUCAGGUGGUAAUAAGACCAGAUGGGAAGAUGAUUGGUGUAUGGACAAGCGAUAGUGCGAGUAAAAAUGAUAUUUUGCUUUUUGAAGUUGGAGAUGGAAUUGGAUCAGCCUCGGCGAGUGGUGUAGAUGAAGAGGACGACGGCUCGUCACUGUAUUCGCUGGGUGCUUCAUCUUCAGGACCAGCUGAGGUGUGUAGAUUCGUGCGUGCUGACCAUUUUGUAUCGUAUGAUACUCUGGGGUCGCUGCCUGAACUACGACAGAUUAAAUCCAGUGAUUCUGCCGACCAGGGUUUCCAGCAGCAACAGCAGCAGCAGCAACCAUCAAAUGCUCAAGUUCGCAGGAUAAGUGAUGCUGUGAGAAACGGCCAGAUUAGCGGGUCAGGGCCAGUGUCUGCUGGUGCUGGCGGUGGACCGAAAAGUAGAAAAAAUAGCGUGGCUUCCAGCAUUGGCGACAAGUCUCUGAGCAGUGCAGGAGGGGCUAACGACACGGGGUUCUACAAUAGCUAUAGUCGACGACAGUCAUUCAGCGAAUCGCUUAUACAGACAUAUCCCGGUCCAGGAGAGGCUCUGGGUGUCAGAGAGAUGAGAAUACGGUUUUGUGGGGUUAUAAAGGACCAUGUUCGUACUAGUGAUGCUGAUGACACUGCUGCUAAUGGCCACAGAAGCGAGUCAGGAGGGUCGGGAGUCGAUAAAGAACUCCAAACUGAUUCAGACAAGGCUAAUGGAGGAGAAAGUGAAAAAGCACAGGUUGAAAAUAGCCCUGCUGGACCGCAUUUUACAUCGAUAAUUCCUUUAGAAGAGUAUAUCAUGGUGUCUACAACAGAAGUAACAAAGUUCUUCAAAUGGCACAAUGAGAAGAUUACAUCAGAACCAGUAUAUACGAUUGUGCAUUCGGAAUUAGAAUGGCUUGACAGCGACCGAAAUGACAAAGAAUCCGGAAAAGAACUAGCGUCUCAAUCGGGCUACAAAAAAAUCGUCCACAUUUCCCGUAGCAAGGCCAUGUCUCUUUUCUCUAUAACGACACAAUUAGGCUCUGUAUACUCGGCUACUCUGACAGAGUUCAAUAAAGGCAGUACAAACAAGUCGAAACCAGCAUCUAUGGUUUUUAAAGGUUACAUUUUGCAUUCAUCAUCACCACCAUCAGAUGGGCCAACAUUACCCCCGGCCAUAUCAUCUUCAAUAAAUGCACGGUUCAGUGAAAUAGCAGUGGCAUGCUCUAACGGGUCAAUCUACUUGUACAAUAUUAGAGACUAUUCAGGUACAUCAAAGCUACUGAAUAAGAUGGACUCGCCGUCGUUUUCAUCAUCAGGAUCACCCAGGUGUCUGAGCUGGUCGUCUGACGGAUGUACUUUAUUGGCAGGGUAUGAACAUGGCUGGAUCCUAUAUUCUGUAUAUGGAAUGACCAACGCGUCGUCUUUUCUUAUUAAAAACGACCAGAAAACAAAAGAGACUUGGCUAGGAGGAAUUAAAAAAGUGUGUUGGACAUUUUCUGGCGAUUCCGCCUUUAUACUGUCAUCAGAGGGAUCCAGACAGGAGUUCUGGUGUCAGGGAUUUCUUAAAUGGGGAGCAGUUGGCACUUGGACUCACGACAAUCUUAAACGACCGGUUCUUCUUAAAGAGAGCAACAAGAUACUUAUAUACAGAGGUCAAGAACAAUCCGAUCUGACCACGAUUGACAGAGAUGCUCUGCUAUGGUUGACUGUGACGAUACCUGGAAACUACAUGGCAGAAAACUGGCCCAUACGGUACGUGUCGUCGUCAGCUGAUGGUCGAUAUAUUGCCGUGGCAGGGGUUCGAGGAUUAGCACAUUACAGUCUAUAUAGUGGAAGAUGGAAGCUAUUCACCGAGGAGUAUAUGGACAAAGAAAUUUCGGUGCGAGCAGGUAUGAUUUGGUAUGGACAUUUUCUGAUUGUGGCUGUUGAUACUGAUCAGUACAAGUAUGAGAUCAAGAUCUACUCGCGAGAGCUGGAACUAAGCUCGUACUACGUGGUAACAUCAGAGGAGAUUGGUGCACCAAUCCUAAAGAUGUGUGUGAUUCAGAAUCUUCUUGUCGUGUAUGCUCAUGACAACAAUGUAUACUUUUACCGCAUCACGUCAAUCAGUGGUAACGACAUUCGGUCGCUUGACCUUGAACAUAAGAUUUCUCUUAACGGACUAGUUCACUCACCAGCACGUGUGAGGUGUAUAGAAGGUCUUCUCGCUGAUAAUCAAGACCCUACCAUCCCCAUUACUGCCGAUAACUUGAAACUUGUAUUCCUAGUAGAUGGAAUGCUGACUAUUUUCGAGCCAGCCAGUGGACCACCGAUCACCUCGUACAAAAAGCAUCUUCUCCAUCACAGUAUCGAAUACUACUUCAUCACUCCGCCAGGAAAAGAUAACUCGUAUCAUUGCAUGCUAUGGGCUUUUGAUGGCACUAACAUGCUUGUCUGGAUCAAGGACUACAACAGCCAGUUUUCGUCAAUCAAGCCAGCUGUGGUUCCUGUCGAGUCGUAUCCUAUAGCAGUGCUCAUGGACAAAGGUAUUCUUACAGGAAUUGAAACAGACACUCUGCCAUCCAGAGAAAACUAUUUUACAUACUUCAAGUUCUGGACCAGUACCCAGCUGUUUGUGCCGUUUAUUCUUGAAUCGGUACUGAAAAUGGGCAACUACGAGAAAGCCGUUACCAUUGCCAACGAGUACAAACACCUGAAAUACUUCAGCCAUAUUCUCGAGAUGCUCUUGUACCAAAUCCUGAUAUCUGAGGGAGCUGAAGCAGACCCCGACUCGCUGACUCCAGCAAGCGCUCAAGGACAAACCGAGGGUGAUGCCAGUCCUACUAGCGACUCGCAAUCGGACAUAUCCGAGAACUCACUGCUUGUCAAAGCAGCGGACCUGGUGUUCCAGUUUCCCCAAAUGCUAGAUAUUUUCCUCGGUUGUACCCGGAAAACAGAAGUCAAGUACUGGAAACGGCUGUUCAAAGUCAUUGGCUCGCCACAACAACUGUUCGAGCGAUGUGUAUUAUUAGGCAAACUCAAGACCGCUGCUGGCUACCUCCUGAUUCUUCACAGUCUAUCCAAAGGCACCGAUGAUGCCCGAGACAACACCGUCCAACUGUUCAAACUGGCGUACGAAAGCGGCGACUGGGACCUGUGUAAAGAGCUCACCCGGUUUCUGACCGCUGUUGACCGUAAGUAUUCUGGUUGGGAGACGUGCCUCCGGCGGCUGGGGCUCCGCCCCAGACCCCGCUGCUCCUCUCGCUGCGCUCGAGUCGGGCGUGGGGGGUGGCAUUACUAG